AUGCCUGACCCGAGGAUGGUUGACCCGAGAAUGCCAGACCCGAGGAUGCCUGAUUCGAGGACUUUUGAUUCAGAAACGACUGACCCGAGAAUGCCUGAUCCGAGGACUUCUGAUUCGAGAACGCCUGACCCGAGAACGCCUGACCUGAGAACGCCUGACUCGAGGACGCCUGACCCGAGAACACUUGACCUGAGAACACCUGACUCGAGGAUGUCUGACACUAGAAUGCCUGACCCGAGAACGCCUGAUCCGAGGACAUCUAAUUCAAGAACGCCUGAUCUAAAGACUUCUGAUUCGAGAACGCCUGACCCAAGAACGCCUGACUCGAGGACGCCUGACACGAGGACUUCUGACCCUAAAAUGCCCUACCCAAGAACGCCUGACUCGAAGACGCCUGACCCGAGGACUUCUGACCCUAGAACGCCUGAUUUGAGAAUGCCUGACCCGAGGACUUCUGACCCGAGGACUUCUAACCCGAGGACGCCUGACCCGAGGAUGCUUGACCCAAGGACCCCUAACCCAAGGACUUCUGACCCUAGAACGUCUGACCCGAGAAUGCCUGACUCGAGGACGCUUGACCCGAGAACGCUUGACCUGAGGACUUUUUACCCGAGGACUCCUAACCCUAGAACGCAUGACUUAAGGACACCUGAAACCGAGGACUUCUGA
Molecule: messenger RNA, 669 nt
Organism: Solanum stenotomum
Lineage: Eukaryota; Viridiplantae; Streptophyta; Magnoliopsida; Solanales; Solanaceae
Product: protein IQ-DOMAIN 14-like
Exons: 1
Coding region: 1-669 (222 amino acids)
Source: RefSeq, a predicted model, not a curated record